AUGAUGGGGAUGAAGGAAGUAUUUAAGCAGGAGCGGGGGAAGAGGUAUGUUGGUGCUUUGUUGGGUUUAGGGUCGUUGGGAGUGGCUUGGUUGUUGGGAUGGGGGUUUUUGGUUUUAUCGGGGACAUUUGGCGCUUAUUUAGGGACUCAGGUUAAGGGGAAGUAUUUAUGGCUGGGUGAGGGAUGGAGGCGGGUUUUGGUAGCGAUAGAAGGUUUAUCUUCUGUUUUGGUUUUGUUGUUUUACUUUGUAAUUCUGAAUACGAUCUUGUUCUUGCGGGUGGGGGAGCGGCUUAAUCAGGAGUACGUGGUGAUGGAGUGGUUGGAUAUUGGGUUUCUUUAUGGAUAUAUGGGAGUUUAUACUCUUUUUGUGGUGAUGCUAGUUGUUCAGACCUUUGCCCAACGGCGCGGUAGUAAUCAUGAAACGGCCAGUUGUUUUAUCAGAGAAAAUCAGUUGGCUACCAUCGAUGUAUUAUAA
Messenger RNA from Nematocida homosporus, 474 nucleotides. RefSeq lists its product as uncharacterized. Bases 1 to 474 code for a protein of 157 amino acids. The record is from RefSeq and is a predicted model, not a curated record. The transcript has a single exon. Lineage: Eukaryota; Fungi; Microsporidia.